GCUUGGCGCCCCGCGGGAGGCGCAGCUCGGUGAGGGCUGGGACCGGCCGCAGUGCCGGCCCGGGGCUCCUGGCUCCCCGCGGGCGCACCGGAGACAGAGCCCUUUACCAUGAACCAGCCAGCCCCGGGGGUUCCCCCACCACCCCGACGCGUGAGGCUGAAGCCCUGGUUGGUGGCCCAAGUGAACAGUUGCCAGUACCCAGGGCUUCAGUGGGUCAACGGGGAAAGGAAGCUCUUCUACAUCCCCUGGCGACAUGCCACACGGCAUGGUCCCAGCCAGGAUGGAGACAACACCAUCUUCAAGGCCUGGGCUAAAGAGACAGGGAAGUACACUGAGGGGGUGGACGAGGCUGACCCAGCCAAGUGGAAGGCCAACCUGCGCUGCGCCCUUAACAAAAGCCGUGACUUCCGUCUGAUCUAUGACGGCCCUCGAGACAUGCCACCCCAGCCCUACAAGAUCUACGAGGUCUGCUCCAAUGGCCCUGCCCCCACAGAAUCCCAGCCCAUUGAUGAUUACGCUCCUGGAGAAGAGGAGGAGGAGGAAGAGGAGGAGCUCCAGAGAAUGCUGCCAGGCCUGAGCAUCACAGAACCUGUUCUACCCGGGCCCCCCAUAGCACCCUACUCCUUACCCAAAGAAGGCGUCAAAUGGCCACCUGCUCUCCAGCCAUCUGCAGGGCUGGGUCCCCCUGCCCCAGAUCCAAAUCUCCUGGCCCAUCCCUCUGGAAAUCAUGCUGGCUUCGGGCAGCUUCUCCCUGAGGACCUGGAGCCUGGGCCGCUGGCUUCCAGCCAGCCCCCUACAGAACAACUCUUGCCUGACCUGCUGAUCAGCCCCCACAUGCUGCCUUUGACUGACCUGGAGAUCAAGUUCCAGUAUCGCGGUCGUCCACCCUGUGCCCUUACCAUCAGCAACCCACAAGGCUGUAGGCUCUUCUAUAGCCAGCUAGAAGCUACCCAGGAGCAAGUGGAACUCUUCGGCCCUGUGAGCCUGGAGCAAGUGCGCUUCCCUAGCCCAGAGGACAUCCCCAGCGCGAAGCAGCGUUUCUAUACAAACCAGCUGCUGGAUGUCCUGGACCGUGGGCUCAUCCUCCAGCUGCAGGGCCAGGACCUGUAUGCCAUCCGUCUGUGCCAGUGUAAGGUGUUCUGGAGUGGGCCCUGUGCCUUAGCCCAUGGCUCACACCCCAACCCCAUCCAGCGGGAAGUCAAGACAAAACUCUUCAGCCUAGAGCAGUUUCUCAACGAACUCAUCCUGUUCCAGAAGGGUCAGACCAACAUUCCACCACCUUUUGAGAUCUUCUUCUGCUUUGGAGAAGAAUGGCCGGACCUCAAACCCCGAGAGAAGAAGCUCAUUACUGUACAGGUGGUACCGGUUGCAGCCCGGUUGCUAUUGGAGAUGUUCUCGGGGGAGCUUUCCUGGUCAGCAGACAGCAUCCGUCUGCAGAUCUCCAACCCGGACCUCAAAGACCACAUGGUGGAGCAGUUCAAGGAGCUGCACCACAUCUGGCAGUCCCAGCAACGCUUGCAGCCCAUGGUCCAGGCCCCUCCUAUGGCAGGCCUUGGUGCUGGGCAAGGGCCCUGGCCCAUGCACCCAGUUGGCAUGCAAUAACAAGGCUACAGGUAACGGCUGGCCUGGGCUUCCUGGGGCAGCUGUGGAGAUUGACAUGGCAAUGUAGUGGCCCCAGCAGGCCUGGCUUGGCUGCAGGGUUCUACCUCUGAGUCGGCCCAAAAAGGACAUAGAAGAGAGGCCGCAGGUCACAUUCUCCCUAAAAUUCCAUUUGAGCAUGGUCUUGCAGUGAUUUAUCUAAUGUUUGGCUCUGAAGAAAUGUAGCCAACAGCCCUAGUUGGAGGGAGGGAACAUCGCUAGCCUGGGGUCUAGAUACACAGGUCCAAUUACCCCAGGGUAGCCAACUUUUAUAUUUUCCCCAAUUCCUCUAGCAAAAAGCGCCAAGGAGUGUUGGUGGGGCUCCCGUAGAGAAUGGGACGGAUGGCGUUCCCUAGGUUGAGCCUUUCUCAUCCUCCUUCUGACGAGGAUGUCACUAGAUACUUGGGGCUGGCAGCUGCCCUCCUUCAGGGUUUAAGAAGCUGGGGUAGAAAGUAGAAUUUAAUAUAUUUUUGGAUUAAUAAAUGUUAAAA
Molecule: messenger RNA, 2129 nt
Organism: Phodopus roborovskii (desert hamster)
Lineage: Eukaryota; Metazoa; Chordata; Mammalia; Rodentia; Cricetidae
Gene: Irf5
Product: interferon regulatory factor 5
Exons: 9
Coding region: 109-1602 (497 amino acids)
Biological process (GO): immune system process; regulation of transcription by RNA polymerase II
Cellular component (GO): nucleus
Molecular function (GO): RNA polymerase II cis-regulatory region sequence-specific DNA binding; protein binding; DNA-binding transcription factor activity, RNA polymerase II-specific
Source: RefSeq, a predicted model, not a curated record